Messenger RNA from Lachancea thermotolerans CBS 6340, 588 nucleotides. Its product is annotated as KLTH0C06996p. NCBI's taxonomy places the organism in Eukaryota, Fungi, Ascomycota, Saccharomycetes, Saccharomycetales, Saccharomycetaceae. The coding region runs from base 1 to 588 and encodes 195 amino acids. The transcript has a single exon. The record is from RefSeq and is a predicted model, not a curated record.
AUGCAGUCAGAAAUACUAGUAGAGAUUCGUACACUAAACCAGCUCGGAAUUCCCACCAUGGCGACUGCUCCUGUGCAAAACGUUUUUGUUUUACGACUCACUGGCUCUGUGUGUAGCUUCGCUUUCUCAAUGAAAAGCCUCAGUAAGAAAAGAUAUCUGAAGUUCAAGCACGAACAUCCUGAGAUUGAAUGUACCGACGAAAGAUGCCCCGAAAGGCUGAAAAACUGGGUACACCAGCAGCGCUACAUUUAUGGGCAGGGAAUAGUGACAGUUGUGUUUCUUCCGUUAUGCUAUCUUUUCGCAAACACGUUGAUCAAGGACAGCGUUUACGAGAACACUCCUUUCAACAGGGCCCGCAACCUAGUAAUUUUGUUCGGUCAUGUACAACACUUUUUUGUUUGCGCAGUGGGUUUCUACCGCUGCAAAAAGUGGACCGAAGAUUUAGUAGACAGCAUAGCAUGCGAUGGAAAGGCAUCCAAUAGUUGCAGUUGGUAUGGGUAUGCGAAGCUCGAGAGAGGGCAGGACAAAGCGCAUAGGUUUUUAAGUAUUAUGUAUGGGUCGCAACAUACGCGGCGACAUGCAAAUUGA